CAGAUGAAAUGGCCGCUCCUCGAUGUCCCCUCCAGCGCCACAGUAAAGGACACAAGGUCACCAUCUCCUGCACACUUGUCUAAUAAAGUUCCCGUGGUUCAGCAUCCUCACCACAUGCAUCCAUUGACGCCCCUCAUCACCUACAGCAAUGACCACUUUUCCCCUGGCUCCCCGCCCGCACACCUGUCCCCGGAGAUCGAUCCAAAGACAGGAAUCCCCCGGCCCCCUCACCCGUCCGAGCUGUCGCCAUAUUACCCGCUGUCUCCUGGAGCCGUCGGACAAAUCCCCCACCCCCUCGGCUGGCUCGUCCCACAGCAAGGACAGCCCAUGUACUCCCUCCCUCCUGGUGGCUUCCGGCACCCUUACCCUGCCCUCGCCAUGAACGCCUCGAUGUCCAGCCGGUUCUCGCCUCACAUGGUAGCUCCUGCCCAUCCCGGCCUGCCCACCUCAGGGAUCCCCCACCCCGCCAUCGUCUCCCCCAUCGUCAAGCAGGAACCAGCGCCCCCCAGCCUGAGCCCCGCGGUGAGCGCGAAAUCACCUGUCGCCGUGAAGAAGGAGGAAGAAAAGAAACCACACGUGAAGAAGCCUCUGAAUGCCUUCAUGUUGUACAUGAAGGAGAUGAGGGCCAAGGUUGUGGCCGAGUGUACCCUGAAGGAGAGCGCGGCCAUCAACCAGAUCCUGGGAAGAAAGUGGCACAACCUGUCUCGAGAAGAACAGGCCAAGUAUUACGAGCUGGCCCGGAAGGAGCGGCAGCUUCACUCCCAGCUCUACCCAACCUGGUCAGCCCGGGACAACUACGGUAAGAAGAAGAAGAGGAAACGAGAAAAGCAGCUGUCCCAGACACAGUCACAGCAGCAAGUCCAGGAGGCAGAGGGCGUUCUGGCCUCCAAGAGCAAGAAGCCAUGUGUUCAGUACAUGCCCCCUGAGAAGCCCUGCGACAGCCCCGCCUCAUCCCACGGCAGCAUGCUGGACUCCCCCGCCACCCCCUCCGCGGCCUUGGCCUCCCCCGCCGCCCCUGCCGCCACCCACUCGGAGCAAGCCCAGCCCCUCUCCCUCACCACCAAGCCAGAGACCCGGGCCCAGCUGGCUCUCCACUCGGCGGCCUUCCUGUCAGCUAAGGCCGUAGCCAGCACCUCCGGCCACGUGGGCAGCCAGCCUCCCCUCCUGUCCCGGCCCCUGCCCCUCGGGUCCGUGCCCACGGCCCUGCUGACCUCUCCCCCAUCCUUCCAGGCCGCGCUCCACACCCACCAGGCCCUCCCAGUGCUCCAGGCCCAGCCUCUUUCCCUGGUCACCAAGUCUGCCCACUAAGCGGCCCCCGGC
Messenger RNA from Carlito syrichta (Philippine tarsier), 1320 nucleotides. Its product is annotated as transcription factor 7-like 1. The record is from RefSeq and is a predicted model, not a curated record. The coding region runs from base 4 to 1308 and encodes 434 amino acids. Gene Ontology annotation, cellular component: beta-catenin-TCF complex. Gene Ontology annotation, biological process: canonical Wnt signaling pathway; regulation of transcription by RNA polymerase II. NCBI's taxonomy places the organism in Eukaryota, Metazoa, Chordata, Mammalia, Primates, Tarsiidae. Gene Ontology annotation, molecular function: DNA-binding transcription factor activity, RNA polymerase II-specific; RNA polymerase II cis-regulatory region sequence-specific DNA binding. The transcript has 9 exons.